Messenger RNA from Panicum virgatum (switchgrass), 1763 nucleotides. RefSeq names its product protein IQ-DOMAIN 1-like. NCBI's taxonomy places the organism in Eukaryota, Viridiplantae, Streptophyta, Magnoliopsida, Poales, Poaceae. Gene Ontology annotation, molecular function: protein binding. The transcript has 4 exons. The record is from RefSeq and is a predicted model, not a curated record. Bases 198 to 1511 code for a protein of 437 amino acids.
CCCGAGACUCGUAAACCGAAGCGCACAACGGCCAAGGCACGCCGCCCGGCUCACGUUCCCCACGUCUCCUCGAGUCCUCACCCAUUUGGCCGUUUCCCCCCGGCCUCUCCUCGUCGUGGGAGCAGCGAGAGAGCCAGAGAGAGAGAGAGAGAGAGAGAGAGAGAGAGAGAGGGGAAAAGUUUGGGGUUUUGCCGUCGAUGGGGGCGUCGGGCAAGUGGAUCCGGACGCUGGUGGGGCUCCGCCCGGCGGCGGAGAGGGAGAGGCCCGGCGGCGGCGCGGGGAAGGGGCGCAAGUGGAGCCGGCUCUGGCGGAGCUCGUCGUCGCAGCGGGGGAGCAGCGCGCCGCCGUCGGAGGCGCCGUCCGAGGCGUCCUCCGCCGCCGACGCGCUCAGCAGCUCCGUCGUCGCGGCCGUCGUGCGCGCGCCGCCCAGGGACUUCCGCCUCAUCAGGCAGGAGUGGGCCGCCGUCCGCAUCCAGUCCGCCUUCCGCGCCUUCCUGGCGCGGAGGGCGCGGAGGGCGCUGCGGGGGAUCGUGCGGCUGCAGGCGCUGGUGCGCGGCCGCCGCGUGCGCAAGCAGCUCGCCGUCACGCUCAAGUGCAUGAACGCGCUCGUCCGGGUGCAGGAGCGCGCCCGGGACCGCCGCGCCAGGAUCUCGGCGGACGGCCGUGACUCGCAGGACAUCCUCGACGACCGGACCGGCCGCGCCGAUCCCGUCAAGGAAGCCGAGGCUGGAUGGUGUAAUAGUCAAGGCACUGUGGAUGACUUAAAAUCAAAGCUACACAUGAGGCACGAGGGUGCGGUAAAGAGAGAAAGGGCAAUUGCUUAUGCUCUCUCUCACCAGCGGAGUUCAAGCCACAGUGGUAGGCCUAGCUCUCCAGCUGUAUCUCUCAGACACCAUGGAAGUAAUAGGACCAAUCAAAAUUGGAGCCAUUUUGAAGGGUGGAUGGCAACAAAACCGUGGGAGAACCGCCUUAUGGAGCAAACCCAUACUGAACACUCUACCAAUUCUCGGUGUUCAGAGAGCAUUGAGGAGAUGAAUGCAGUCAGUUCAAAACUUUCAGAUGUAAGCUCAGUCAAGAUCAGAAGAAACAAUAUGACGACCAGGGUGGCAGCUAGACCUCCUUCCACAAUAUCUGCUUCUUCAUCAGAUUUUGUUUGUGAUGCAAGCUCGCCAUCGACUUCCUCAGUCACCCCAGUGUCUGGCACAAAUUUCAUAACAUCGGAAAGAAGAUCUGAUUGUGGACAUGGAGGUGGACCCAACUACAUGAACUGGACUAAAUCGGCCAAAGCUAAGUUGAAUGGUUCUGGUACCCAUAAGCCACCGCUUCAAAGGCAACGGUCUUCUGAUACGCACUGUAACAGCAGGACAGCGUUAUCUUCUGUAGAUGUUCAAAGCACAGCUGGCUCAGAACUUUCAGUUACUUCAAAGAGGUUGAACAGUUUGACUUUGAAAGGGCGAGGCACUAGAAGUUUGGACAAGGAGAAUGAUGGCCAGCCUGUUGCCUUGUUUUAGAACUUAGUACUUGUAUUUUCCAUAAUGCUAUAUUUUAGGCAUAUUAAUGUUGACUUGUAUGUAUGCUCUGAUUUCAAUGCCUCCUUGCUUGUUUUGGCACCAUCUGCAUUUCUGAUGUACAAAGGCUGAACUGCUUCUACCUGCUACUUCUGGUUUCUAAACCACUGUUUUUGAGUCAUGCAGGAUGGUGAUAACUAGUUAAUGUACUUUUGUGCUGGAUCAGCAUCAAUGAAUUGACAAUUUCAGAUGGGA